Molecule: messenger RNA, 841 nt
Organism: Paramisgurnus dabryanus
Lineage: Eukaryota; Metazoa; Chordata; Actinopteri; Cypriniformes; Cobitidae
Gene: epdl2
Product: ependymin-like 2
Biological process (GO): cell-matrix adhesion
Cellular component (GO): lysosome; extracellular region
Molecular function (GO): calcium ion binding
Source: RefSeq, a predicted model, not a curated record
AAAUAAGAGUGGACGGAGCGGACUUUGAAACACUGCUGCUAUUGCUGUUGCUUCGGCUCCUGGUUUGCCAGCUUCCCAAUAUGAAGAUCCUGCUUGUGAUCCCGGUUUGCCUGAGUGUGAUUCUCAGCAGCUGUGCACAGAAACCUCAUCCCUGCAGAAGUCCUCCGCUGCUUGAGGGGAAACUCGGCCUGCUCGUCCCAGGGGAGAAGUUACGCCUUUAUGAGAAAUUCUACUACGAUGCCAUCGGACAGAACAUUCGUGUUAUAGCUUAUGGGAAGGAAGACAACAAAACCAUCUUCGCAGAUAGGCUUUUACUCUUCAGAGAAGGUGUCAGUUAUGAGAUCCACCACCACAACAAGACCUGUGUUAAAUCAGCAUUAAAGGUGCCGUUCGUACCUAUCGAGGUUCCUCUGGAUGCUCACUUCCAGCAUCAGAUGGUUUUGGGUAGCAGCUCCAGACCAGGAGAAGGGCUGCUGGUUAAUAACUGGGAAGGAACUGCAUCUCAAACAAAAGAAAACUAUUUCAUGUCCUUCACCGAGUUUGGCUGCUUGCCUCUAUACCUCGUCUAUUUUACAGAGAAGAUGGAUGUAAGCAGCAUGACAAGUUUCUUUGACCUUGUCAAUGGAAUUGAAGACCCAGAAGCUUUCAUCCCUCCAUCCUUCUGUGAUUCUUUGAAGUUGCUGGAGGCCAAAGAUGACAAUGUGAAAAACUUAUUUAAAGCUCUCCUAUGAGAGGACCCAUCCACGUUUGUGUAUCUCACCUAAAUUGUACCAUGACCAGAAUAAAAACCAUUUUUGUUUUUCAAACCUACUUCAGAAUAAACAAUGACUUGUCUACACAA